AUGGAACAACGCCAGAAGCGCCACUGUUGGGAGUGUCGCCGCCGGUGUCUGGUCUGUGAUUUCGCACUACCCGGUUACAAACGAUGUUCUUCGUCCGGCGUCGAAUGUCCAGGGUACGGCAAUGUAAAACCUACGAGAUUCAAAUGGCUCGCGCCCGGGAGAGUCAACUCCCGAAGUCGGAGGCAAAAGGGGGCCUCGCUUGGCAAUGUCGGGGAAGAUGACGGCGGGAGGAGGAUUGGUGCCGCGACGCCUCAAGCCUUCGCGAUGAUAAAUACCCGCUUACGUGUCCCAAGAUUCGUAACGAAGACCAGAUCCUGCGUUCUAAUCCAGGCCGCAGGGUACUUUAACUCUUGUAUCUACCGAGAUCUGAUCCCACUGCACGAGCUCGGGCAGAACCCUCACAUAUACCCGAUCACAGCCAAACUCAUGCAGGCCGCAACGAUAUGUCCCGAUUACCUGGCUUAUGGCAUGGUCUGUAUGACCUUAAGCCACAGGAUUAACCAAACGAGGAGCGAUCCAAACGUAAAGGUCUUAACGGAGAGGUUCUUUUCGUACUGGGGCCUCGCUCUACGCUCUCUCAACGAGCACCUUGGCUCGGAAGAUACGCGUACGGGCGACAUGGUCAUUGCCGGAAUGUUGACGCUAUUGUUCGUUGACAUCCAACAAGGCGUUUCGCUCAGCUGGCGGUGCCAUCUAGACGGACUUCACAAGUUAAUCAUGUUACGGGGCGGCCUCUGUGCGCUGGCUGAAUCCAAAAGUUUAGAGCCCCUGCUGCUUUGCUUCUGGUUUGUUGCAGUAAUAGGGAACACGACGUGUCCUGCACCAGACCUUUCCAUGACCGGAUGGCAACUCGAUAUGGUGGAAUUCGUAUUAGAGAAACCCGAGACGGUCGUCUCCCUUCUCCUGAUUUGCCCUUCGCCCUUAUUUGUCGAGAUCAUCAGAAUCAACCACCUCCGGGCACGAGCUACGAGAUGUGAUACCGCCACCGUAGCCAAGCAGCUCACGCAAGAAGCUUAUGAGAUACUAGGACGCGUGUGUGGCUUUUCGCCAGAUCGAUGGGCCGACUCUAAGCUGAUAUCGAGAAAAGAAUGGUUGCUAAUCGGCAACGUGUACCAAGCAACUAUAGCAUUAUACUGCCUCUUAUCCCUACAAAGCCUAUCAGUUCUUCCCAACACGCCAACAGCCAGGGCCCUUUGCGCCACCCACGGCCAGGCCUUUCAUGAGCUGCUACACACCGGUCUCUCAUCGCUGAAAAUGAGGCGAUUCCUGAUCUGGCCACUGACCGUGCUAGGCGUGGAGGCCAUUCAUAGCGGUGCGGCGGUGCAAGCUUUCAUAGCGAAGCAGCUGUCGGGGAUGAGCCACGAUGUCGGCGUGCACGCGCCACUAGCGGCGAGACGUGUCCUCGAGUUAUUUUGGGGAUCGGGCGAGACGUGUUGGGACGCUUGCUUCGAUAGGCUCUACUCUUUCACGACACAGAUCGCUGUCGAUACUAGCCGCUUAUAUUCCACAGCCGCGUGAGGCUGUACUAAUCAAAGAAAGUAGCAAUUGGCAUUUCGAAGUAUCAGCAUAUGAAGUUUCUGAUAGACGGCCAUGACCGAGCUCCGACUACCCAUUUCCCAAUGUCGAAGCUGCCACGAUGUUGUAUAUGCAGGGGAUCGAGUGCGCAUCACUCGCGCAUCGCAUACGAGGCUUGAUAUGGCGCGUGUGGACACACACUGGUGUUUAUCCGAGUGCGUCUUACGAAAUAAUCUACUAUGCUACCUCGGUGCGCUUAAUGAAGAGGACGACGAUGGCUUCCAGGCCUCGGAUAAUUUUGGUGAGGUAAGUUAAGCUGGAUACCCCUCUAUGGGCCACCCCUUCACGGACCGGGCUUUUUGUAUGUUUACAUGCAAACGACUUUCCCCAUGAACGUAG
Molecule: messenger RNA, 1914 nt
Organism: Durotheca rogersii
Lineage: Eukaryota; Fungi; Ascomycota; Sordariomycetes; Xylariales; Xylariaceae
Product: fungal-specific transcription factor domain-containing protein
Exons: 4
Coding region: 1-1518 (505 amino acids)
Biological process (GO): positive regulation of transcription by RNA polymerase II
Cellular component (GO): nucleus
Molecular function (GO): transcription cis-regulatory region binding; DNA-binding transcription factor activity
Source: RefSeq, a predicted model, not a curated record